Messenger RNA from Carya illinoinensis, 1732 nucleotides. Its product is annotated as protein kinase PINOID 2. Gene Ontology annotation, molecular function: protein serine/threonine kinase activity; ATP binding. The transcript is spliced from 2 exons. The coding region runs from base 173 to 1600 and encodes 475 amino acids. Gene Ontology annotation, biological process: protein phosphorylation. The record is from RefSeq and is a predicted model, not a curated record. Gene Ontology annotation, cellular component: nucleus; cytoplasm; plasma membrane. NCBI's taxonomy places the organism in Eukaryota, Viridiplantae, Streptophyta, Magnoliopsida, Fagales, Juglandaceae.
AAGUAGUACUUUGGGAACUUCCUCCAAACUACAUUGCAUAAAUAUUCAUGCGCUGAUUAACAGUACCCACGAAUUAAUCUUGUGUGUAUAUAUAAAGACUGGGAAAGCAAGCAGAACCUCUCAAACAUAUUUGCAGUCUUUUAAUUUACACGUACAUGCUCCCUAAACAACAAUGGCUUCCAUUUCCAGAGAUGAAUCCGACUAUGACAGCAGCUGCUCCUCGAUAACCGUGCCGGACUCUAGCCGGAGCUGGAUGAGCAACCUCAGCUUCGGCAGCCGCCGGAGCUCGGUUUCCGUCUGUUCCUCCACUACUACUGACACCUCUCUGCUAAGCUCUCACAAGCCCCAUAAGGCUAACCAAGCCGCCUGGGAAGCCAUGCGGCGUCUCCGGAGCUCAAAAGGUCAAGUGGGUCUCGACCACUUCAAGCUCCUCCGUCGCCUCGGCAGCGGCGACCUCGGGAACGUCUAUCUCUGCCAGAUUCGGAACCCGGUGCUGGGGUUACCGCAGUGCUUCUACGCCAUGAAAGUGGUGGACAAAGAAGCUCUCGCCAUAAGGAAUAAACUGCAGAGGGCUGAAAUGGAGAAGGAGAUUUUGGGUAUGCUUGAUCACCCUUUCUUGCCAACAUUGUACGCCGAGUUAGAGGCUUCUCAUUAUUCUUGCUUGGUCAUGGAGUUUUGUCCCGGUGGAGACUUGUACGCCGCUCGACAAAGACAGCCCGGGAAGCGCUUUAGCAUUUCAUCUGCUAAGUUUUACGCUGCUGAGACACUCCUAGCUCUAGAGUAUCUCCACAUGAUGGGUAUUGUUUACAGAGACCUUAAGCCAGAAAAUGUGCUGGUCAGAGAAGAUGGACACAUUAUGCUUUCGGAUUUCGAUCUUUCACUCAAAUGCGAUGUUGUUCCUGAGCUCCUAAGGGCUAAACGGUACUUGGAUUCCAAUGACAAGUAUGCAAAAUGCUCGACACCUUCUUGUGUUGCACCCAUGCAGCCUGUGCUGUCAUGUUUCUCAGCCUCCAACAAGAGAAACAAAGCUAAUGUUUCGACAAUAACAGAACGGGUUAAUGUCCAGGAACUUCAUCCAGAACUGGUGGCUGAGCCAAUCAAUGCUCGUUCAAAGUCCUUCGUUGGGACACACGAGUACCUAGCUCCGGAGGUGAUCUCAGGGCAAGGCCAUGGGAGUGCGGUUGAUUGGUGGACUUUGGGGGUGUUCUUGUACGAAAUGUUGUAUGGUAGAACACCUUUCAAAGGUGAAAACAAUGAGAAAACUCUCAUCAACAUCCUUAAACAGCCACUAACCUUUCCAAAAAUUGGUAUUGGCAGCAGCAAAGAAUUUGAAGAGAUGGUGAAAGUUCAAGACCUCAUAUGUAAGCUCUUGGUGAAGAAUCCCAACAAGAGAAUUGGAAGCUUAAAGGGAUCUGUUGAGAUCAAGAGGCAUGAGUUCUUCAAGGGUGUGAAUUGGGCUUUGAUUAGGUCAGUUAGACCACCUGAGGUCCCUAGAGAUUUACAUGACAAGACGAUCAGGAGUAGAGCUUUGUUACCAAAGUUAAGCAAGAAAGAGAGGGAUGAACCAUAUCAGAUCCCUCAUCAUUUUGAUUACUUCUAAUUGUAGAUGUAAAUAAAAAUAGGUAAAGCAGAAAGCACAUAUCAUGUAUGCAUGACACCAAAGAAAGAGUUGUUCUCCUCUGUUUUUCCUGUUAAUUAAUUAUGAUAAGUUGAUGAUAUCUAUUGUACGACC